Messenger RNA from Thecamonas trahens ATCC 50062, 1068 nucleotides. RefSeq lists its product as uncharacterized. The transcript has a single exon. Gene Ontology annotation, biological process: transmembrane transport. Bases 1 to 1068 code for a protein of 355 amino acids. The record is from RefSeq and is a predicted model, not a curated record. NCBI's taxonomy places the organism in Eukaryota, Apusomonadida, Apusomonadidae.
AUGAGCACGGCUCCUGCGGCUGUGCUCCCUCAAGUGAGUGCUAUUCCGGGCGGUAGCGCCCCGAGCAUGGCGACAGACGGCGCGACGAUUGAGUCGGCCGCCGCUACCACUGCCGCAGCGAUGGCUGUCGAGGCGACCGCUUUGGAGGCGAUGGCCGACGAGAGCGGCCGGCCGACAGUGGUAUCGCGGGUGUGGUCGGAUCUGGACAAGACCAAGUUCUUCUCGGCCGGUGCCGUGGCCACGGGCACGCUGCUUACCAUCUUCCACCCGUUUGAUGUCGUCAAGACGCUGCAGCAGACGGCGCACGGCCGCCCGCCACCGCUCCUCGGAACCAUGGCGGCCAUGGCUCGGACGUCGCCGCGAUCGCUGUGGCGUGGGUACGCGCCCUCUCUUGUCGGCGCCUAUGUCGUCGAUCUGGUCUACUACCCGACGCUCGAGCUCCUCAAGGAGGGCCUGCUCAGCGCCGGCUUUGCCUCGCCGGCGGCCCACGGCGCGUCGGCGCUCAUUGCCGAGGCCGCGUCCAACCUCGUCAUCGUUCCGUUUGAUGUCAUUACCGUCCGGCUCGUCACCGCCGCCGCUGCCGGCCGCCCGGCCAGUAGCACGGCCGCCAUCGCCGCGGACAUUGUCCGGACGCAGGGCGUCGCGGGCCUCAUGCGCGGCUACACUCUGACCGUGGCCACGUACGGCAUCGAGUCGGCCAUGUUCUGGGCCAUCUACGCCUGGCUCCGCGACGCCGGCUAUGCGCUCCUCCAUCCUCCCGACCAGCCGUGCGCUGCCAUGGAGGACCGACCGCUCAUCCAUGCGGCAGCCGGCGCGGUCGGCGGCGCAAUCGCCGGCGCUGCAACCAACCCUCUCGAUGUCAUCAAGACCCGGGUCCAGGCCUCGACAGCCGUGGUCUCGCCGAUCUCGUCACUCUCGGCCUUUCGCGCCUACGUCGCCGCCAUGGUCGCCAACGAGGGCUGGCGGGUCUUCGCCAAGGGCAUCCCCGGCCGGGUCGGCUUUCUCGCCCCGACCAUGGCCGCCACCGUCACCCUCUACGAAAUGGUCAAGGAGUUUGCCACGGCCUGA